Neurospora crassa OR74A is the source of this 1719-nucleotide messenger RNA. It is a transcript of the gene nfh-2, whose product is annotated as 14-3-3 family protein 7. Gene Ontology annotation, biological process: signal transduction. NCBI's taxonomy places the organism in Eukaryota, Fungi, Ascomycota, Sordariomycetes, Sordariales, Sordariaceae. Bases 434 to 1222 code for a protein of 262 amino acids. The transcript is spliced from 5 exons. The record is from RefSeq and is a predicted model, not a curated record. Gene Ontology annotation, cellular component: cytoplasm.
CCUCUACACUAGAGGCCCGUACACUACCAUCAUAGGCCGCAGUGGGUGAAGCAGAGGGGGGAGCGAGUGCAGGCAGGCCGCCGCCCCCAUAGGUACUAGCACCGAUCAGAACCCAAAACAGGCGGAGGCGUGGCCGUGCAAGCCUCGCUCGCCCCGGCGGGUUCCUCUCACUUCCACUCACUCCCCUCCAGUGUCAGGUCGCACUCACUCUCCCCUUCCCUGCCCGCCUUAAUGCACCCCCUUCCCUCAUUUCCAACUCUGCAUUCCCAAAACCACUCUGCCUGUCCAUUUCCUGCUUCUUUUUCCCCAACGACCAAGCGAAAUCCACUUCUUCACCACCAAAGCCUCUGCUGAUUGUCGCCUUUGCGAAUCUACAACCAACCGCCUUACCGUCUACUCUAAUAUCUAACCAGAACUUCACAACACCGCCAAAAUGGGCCACGAGGAUGCUGUUUACCUUGCCAAGCUCGCCGAGCAGGCCGAGCGCUACGAGGAGAUGGUCGAGAACAUGAAGAUCGUCGCUUCUGAGGACCGUGAUCUCACCGUUGAGGAGCGCAACCUCCUUUCCGUCGCCUACAAGAACGUCAUCGGUGCCCGCCGUGCCUCGUGGAGAAUCGUCACCUCUAUCGAGCAGAAGGAGGAGUCCAAGGGCAACUCUACCCAGGUCAGCCUCAUCAAGGAGUACCGCCAGAAGAUUGAGAGCGAGCUUGCCAAGAUCUGCGAGGACAUCCUCUCCGUUCUUGACCAGCACCUCAUUCCUUCCGCCACCACUGGCGAGUCCAAGGUCUUCUACCACAAGAUGAAGGGUGACUACCACCGUUACCUCGCCGAGUUCGCCGUUGGUGACAAGCGCAAGGACUCCGCCGACAAGUCGCUCGACGCCUACAAGAACGCUACCGACGUUGCCCAGACCGAGCUUCCUCCCACUCACCCCAUCCGCCUCGGCCUUGCCCUCAACUUCUCCGUCUUCUACUACGAGAUUCUCAACGCUCCUGACCAGGCUUGCCACCUCGCCAAGCAGGCCUUCGAUGACGCUAUUGCCGAGCUCGACACAUUGAGUGAGGAGAGCUACAAGGACUCCACUCUCAUCAUGCAGCUCCUCCGCGACAACCUUACUCUCUGGACCUCUUCCGAGGCCGAGGCGCCCGCCGCUCAGGGUGAGGCUGCCCCCGAAGAGCCCAAGGCUGACGCCCCUGCGGCGGAGGAGCCCAAGGCCGAGUAAAGAGGUGGCGGAUACGUUUCCUUUUUAGUCUCAUGAUGUGAUAAUUCCCUGGCAGAAAUCUUGGCAAGUCCACGGUGGAAAUGGUGUCUUUGGAGUGUCGGAAUGGAGAUCCCCCAAAUACUUUUGCAUGUUUUACGCAGAUACACAACACAGCAAUUCAAGAAUAAGUGGACGAUUCCCCCAAUAUGAAAGAGGAUUAGAAGGUGGCAGAGCAGAGCACCUUGGAGGUUUUCCUUUUUUUGUCUCGGUAUCGUCUUGUCUUUUAGACUAGUACGCUGGGCAGUCGUGACCACAACACAAACCCAAAAUCUACCCCCUUUUUUCGAGCAAGAUCUCGAGCAGACACUUUUAGCUUCCCACAGCAUCGCUGGGCGUGCCAGUCAAGAACCAGGCCCGAUGAGUAACAGGCAUAGGUAGGAAUAUUCUACAUGUAGGGGAGAAGAUUAGUUCAGGCAUUUCAUUGCCGACUCAAAACAACAUUGCGACACAAUGUUUUC